GAUGAUGUCAUCAAAACGCGUUUGUUGGCAAGAUGGCGUCCCAAGUGAAAUAGUUUUGACGACGCCCGCAAAAGGCAACAUUUCUUUUGCUUUCUGCAGAAUUAUAUGUCUCAUUUAAGGUUUGAUACACGUCGUCACACAACAUGAAGUCUGACGUGGAGGAUUUAAUGCCGCGGCUGCUGCCGAUUGAGUGCAGCGGAGACACGCUUCUAAACCUGGAUGGUCCGCCAAGAAACCCCCAAGAGUAUCUUCGACAAGUCCAGUUAGAGGCAGCGUUAUGUCCAGAAGUGGUGGUCGCUCAGAUUGACCCCAAGAAGUUAAAGAAGCAAACUGUCAACAUACCUGUGGCCGAGUGCCACGCUGCUCCAGCUGGUUUCUCUCCCAGCCUAGAUUGGCAACAGAGGCAAGUCAGCAAUUUUUCCGAUGUUAGGCAGAGUAUCACAAAGAACAGACAACACUGGAGCAGCCACUCUCUUGAUGACAAUGUCGUGAUGCCAAAGCAAGCAGAUGAGGAGGGCUGGAAGAGGUUUUGUUUAGGAGAGCUGCUCUAUCAAGGUGCAUUAUCCUCGCACACAGAGACUGAUGCAGAAACCGGGCUGGACUACAGCAAGGUCGGCUUCCCACCCUUUCUGAGCAUUGUCAGCAGACUCAGCCAGUCCACCGUGUUGACAGUGUUGGACAUUCUGAUCAAUUGCUUUGAAGAAAGAGAUUUUGGGCCCCAGUUGGGCCACUGGUUGUAUGCAUUGUUGGCCGCUUUGGAGAAACCGUUGCUUCCUGAGGCCCAUUCUUCAAUCAGGCAGUUGGCAAGAAGAUGCGCUCAACUACGUAGUCAGCUGGCGAGUCAGGACGAUGACAACUUGCCUGCCCUCAAUCUUCUCAUCUGUCUGGUUGCAAGAUACUUUGAGCAGAAUGACCUAGCAGACCAGCCGGAGUAAAGUUUUGGUUUGUUUGGGACCUUACGGAUGACAAAUGGAUCCCAGGACGACCAGAAGGCUGCAGUCAAGUUACACUGCGGAUGGGCAUUCUGUUGAUGAAGUCAUGCAUUUUGGUUAUUUUUAUAGGAGCAGUGAAGUGUGCUAUCAGAAUGUUGUCCAUACAAUGCAAAAUGAAGCUCGUAAACUGUGGUGACAAGCA
Molecule: messenger RNA, 1134 nt
Organism: Syngnathus acus (greater pipefish)
Lineage: Eukaryota; Metazoa; Chordata; Actinopteri; Syngnathiformes; Syngnathidae
Gene: gemin2
Product: gem (nuclear organelle) associated protein 2
Exons: 10
Coding region: 144-935 (263 amino acids)
Biological process (GO): spliceosomal complex assembly; spliceosomal snRNP assembly
Cellular component (GO): SMN complex; spliceosomal complex; nucleus
Source: RefSeq, a predicted model, not a curated record